This is a messenger RNA of Spodoptera littoralis (African cotton leafworm), 555 nucleotides long. The record is from the annotation of a GenBank genome assembly. NCBI's taxonomy places the organism in Eukaryota, Metazoa, Arthropoda, Insecta, Lepidoptera, Noctuidae.
AUGUCUGUGUGGGUGGGAAGUGGCGCAGGCGGCGACAUGCGCGCGCCGCCCGCCGCCACUAUCCUCUCGACCAACACCUCCAUGGAGUCCGGGAUCGAGGCCGGAGUGCUGCCGACAGUCACGGGGUCCCUCGCCUCGGCUAGAGACUCCCUCGGAUCCAUAUCCCGGGCAGCAGAACCACUCUACGACACAGAUCAUACGGACCUUGGCUCGGAAUUGGACGAGGCGGAAAUACGGCGGGAGUUGAUGCACGAUAAAUGGCGCCUGCUGUUUGAUAGAUUCGACCCAGAAGGUUUUGGAGAGAUCCCGUGGCCUGAUUUCUUACAAACUCUUAAACAUCCCGACUUUAUAGCACAGGUGCCGCCCCACAAACGUGAAAUCCUCCUGGACAAAGCACAGAGCGCAACAAGCAACGCGAUUACGUUCCAAGAGUUCGUCAAUGUGGUAAGUGCUUUCUUAUCUCGAGAAAUAAAAUCUGAUCAUAAUUAUGUCAGAUACCACUCGUGGUCCUGCAGUGAUGUACUCUUUUAUAGAAGAGCCUUUGAUCCUAAUUAA